Messenger RNA from Cyanidioschyzon merolae strain 10D, 1359 nucleotides. Its product is annotated as probable calcium-binding mitochondrial carrier protein Aralar. The record is from RefSeq and is a predicted model, not a curated record. Bases 1 to 1359 code for a protein of 452 amino acids. Gene Ontology annotation, molecular function: transmembrane transporter activity. The transcript has a single exon. Gene Ontology annotation, biological process: transport. Lineage: Eukaryota; Rhodophyta; Bangiophyceae; Cyanidiales; Cyanidiaceae.
AUGGACGCCCAAAAGGUGACCGCGUCGGCGCCGUACGCCUCUCGGCUUGAUCCGCGCACAGCAGGCGUCUCUUUUCCGGAACAAGGCGAUGUACAGAGCCCUGCAGAGAACGAGGGCUCCGCGGUAUGCCCACCGCGCCAGACCUCGCUCGGUACGAAGAGCCUGGGAGCGAAUAUCUUGUUUGGCGGCUUGGCCGGUGUAACUGGUACCACGAUAAUUUUUCCGCUGUACACACUGAAGACCCACUUGAUGACUGAUACGGGCUCGCGCGAGUGCAGAGGAUCAUCGGAGUCUGCGGCUGUUUAUAACACAGCGAGCAAAGCAGAGCCCGUUAGGGGUAACGCGGUCUCAACCGGGACCGCGAAUCCAACCAGCAGUACAGGACCCGCCCUGGCUACCGAAGCGGCCAAGCAUACAUCAACGUUAGCCGUUAAGGAUACGGCUUGUACAGAUAGCCAUGCUAAGUUACCAACAGUGGAAGCUGCUGCCCCGGCCAGAUCAUCCAAAGUCGCAUCGAACGGGUCCAGAGGCCCAGCUGCCGCUUCGCAAAGCACGCUCGCGUCGACUCCGCGGACGAAUGCCUUGAAAGCUGCCUCGCUUUUGAAGCGACGACCGCGGCUGGUCGAAACGCUCCAGCAGAUUCUUCGCUCUCAGGGAGUACGCGGCCUCUACCGUGGCCUGACGCCGGUACUCAUUGGGGUCGCGCCUGAGAAGGCGAUCAAACUUGCCGCGAAUGAUUUUUUCGUGAGCGAGUUUAAGGAGCGGUCACCGAAUCCGCAUGGACCCCUAUCUGUGAAGCAAGGCAUGCUGGCCGGUGCAGGUGCCGGUCUGUGUCAAGUGAUAGCGACCAAUCCCAUGGAAGUGUUGAUGAUUACGAUGCAGACUCGUGCGGCGCAUGGCCAUCCGCAACACAGCGUCACGGAUACGAUUCGUAUGCUGGGUUUGCGCGGUCUCUACCGUGGGGUCAGCGCCACACUCACAAGAGAUAUCCCUUUUAGUAUGGUCUUUUUCGGAAUGAAUACUAGUUUGAAGGAGCGACUUUCACUGCAUUACCAAGGGGGUCUGCCGAUGCGGAUUGUUUUCGGCGUAGGGAUCCUGUCAGGUGUGACGGCAGCUGCGCUCAGCACGCCAUUUGAUGUUGUGAAAACUCGGAUACAGAGCGGCGUUCGGGACAGACAUGGUAGAUCGUAUCAUUCGGUAGUGAACACGCUCGUACGGGUGGUUCGAGAGGAGGGUUUUCGGGCUCUCUGGAGUGGCGCUGUUCCGCGCGUCAUGAUUGUUGGCCCUUUGUUUGGGAUUACGCUACUUUUUUAUGAACUUCAGCAGAGAUUGGCACAGUCGGCACAUCAGCGAACUUGA